Hemicordylus capensis (graceful crag lizard) is the source of this 9135-nucleotide messenger RNA. RefSeq names its product endothelial zinc finger protein induced by tumor necrosis factor alpha-like. Gene Ontology annotation, biological process: regulation of transcription by RNA polymerase II. Gene Ontology annotation, cellular component: nucleus. Gene Ontology annotation, molecular function: DNA-binding transcription factor activity, RNA polymerase II-specific; RNA polymerase II transcription regulatory region sequence-specific DNA binding. Bases 3193 to 5016 code for a protein of 607 amino acids. The record is from RefSeq and is a predicted model, not a curated record. The transcript has 5 exons. Lineage: Eukaryota; Metazoa; Chordata; Lepidosauria; Squamata; Cordylidae.
UCAGGCUGCCUGAGGGGGGGGGGCUUUGUUAUAUCUCAAUUUCUAGUUCUUGUGAAACAGCUGGAGCGACUUGUCUGCUAGGGUUGCAGGAAUUGCCCCUGCACAGAAGAUCCUGAGAGGAAAUAAUGCAUGAGAGAUGCACUGAUACUCAUAGUCCAAGAUGGCUGAGGUGCAGUGUUCCCUCUAAGAGGGAUUCCCAGAUGUUGUUGAUUACAACUCCCGGAAUCCCCAGUUGCAAUGGCUUUUUGCUUGGGGAUUCUAGGAGUUGUAGUCAACAACAUUUGGGAAUCCCUCUUAGAGGGAACACUGUCUGGACAGCUGGCCGUUCUUGGCAGGCAAGUUAGGGUUAACCCUAACCCAUACCUGCCGUCUGAAAUUGCCCUCUACCUCCUGGUACGUAGCGGCGUUUGUUUUUCUAAUGGCCUGAUAAAUGUGACUGACUUCCCUUUAAGGCCUUAUGUUUUCUGGGCUUGGAAAUGGACUAGUGUUCCACCAAGUGCCCUGUUCUCAGACACACUUGAGUAUCUGGUUGUGCCCACUGCUGAGCUAGAUGUACUCCAUCCUCCUGCCUUGCAGGGCUUAACACUGUUCUUUGGGCAGCUGCCGAUUUUCAUUCCAGGUGAGCUGUGGUCUGUGAGGAAAGAGGACAAGGCACUUCUAUAAAUGGUUUGCACACCAGGGCAGGAGGCGAGAGGCUGUAGAACAAGUGGGCUUUUACAAAUUCCAUGCUAGGGAUCAUCAGGAAGGGGAUUGGAAAUAAAAAUGCUAGUAUGAUAAUGCCCUUAUACACAUUUAUGGUGCGGCCACAUUUGGAGUACUGUGUUCAGUUCUGGUCACCGUAUCUUAAGAAGGACAUUGUAGAACUGGAGAAGGUGCAGAAGAGGGCAACCAGGAUAAUCAGGGGCUUGGAGCACCUUCCUUAUGAGGCUAGGCUACAGCAUCUGGGCUCUCUACUUUGGAAAGGAGGCAACUAAGGGGAGACAUGAUAGAGGUCUAUAAAAUUAUGUAUGGUGUGGAGAGGGUGGACAGAGAAAAAUAUUUCUCCCUCUCUCAACACUCGAACCAGCCCAAAGGCUAGAAAUAUCAUUUUUAGAAAAGAAAUUGGGAUCUCAACACUCAGGAUGCUGAAUUCUAUGCCCAGAAUCCCAGGUCUAUGUUUGUGCUGUCUUGGAGUUCAUGCAGUCCUGAAUUAACUGUAAUCUGCCCUGAGAACUUGGGAUAGGGUGGGUAAAGAAAUAACUAAAAUGCUGGCAGAAGGAAAGACGUGAAGGAAUCUUCUGCCUGGGCCACAGUCGUCUGAGGGAAGGAAGAGUCUAUAGAUGCCAAGAAUGCCACAAGUCAUAAGCACAUGAGAGGAGUCCUACCAGGUCAGGCUGGGGCUGGGGGGUUCCUAGUCCAGCAUCCUCUUCCCACAACAGCUGCUCAGAUGCCUCUGAGGAGCCCACAAGCAAGGCACAAAGAGAACCGCCCCCCCACAUGUGCCCCCAAGUGGCUGGCAUGCAGUGGCCCACAGGAAGUUUUCAUGUAGUUGUUCAUAGUUUUAUUCUCCAUCCAUUUCUCCUCCUCCCUCCCGCUCCCUAACGUGGCUCAGGGUAGUCUGCAUUAAAAUCACAUAAUUAAAAAAUAACAUAAUACAUUAAAAACACAUAAUAAAACAAUUAAAAUUAAAACAUUUUUAAAACUAGAUUAAAAUUAAAACUAGAUAUCAUUAAAAGCCAGGCUAAAACAACGAAGGCCUCCAAGGAAGAUAAUCCUCUUAUAUCUGUGGGGAAUGCUUUCCACAACCCAGGGGUGAUAACUGAGAAGGCCCUAUCCCAGGUCACCACCUGACGAACUGGUGGCACCUGAAGAUGGACUCCUCCUGAUGAUCUUAAUGAGCAGUGGGGAUCUUGUAGCAAAAGGUGCUCUCUCAGGUAACCUGGACCUAAGCCAUUUGGAGUAAAGACAACAACCAGGGCAAUAACCAGGGACAAUAACCAACCAAUAACUAAUACAUUUGUUCUAAUCCUCUUUACAAGCCAUCAAAGCCAGGAGCUGUUACCAUAUCUUGUGACAGUGAGUUCCAUACAUUAAUUGUGUAUUGUGUGAAGGAGGACUUCCUCUUGUCUGUCCUGAAUUGAUCAGUUCCACUGGAUAACCCCAAGCUCUAGUAUUCUGAGAGAGGGAGUGAAACUUCAUGCCAUGCAUUAUCAUGUUUCCACUGGGGGUGUGCGCACUCUCUCUCUCUCACUCUCCCUUGAACUAAAAAGUCCCCAAUAUGUUGGCUUUUCUUUCAGGGAAAAUGCCCAACUCCUUGAUCAUUUUUGUUGCCACUUUCUGUACUUCUGUUACAUUAGUAUAUCAUUGCUCAAUCAGUCUCAUGGCAACUUUUCUCAGCUCUGCGAACUUCUCUUUGAGACUGGCAACCAGAGCUGUACACAGUAUUCCCAAUGCAGCCACAGCAUAAUGGGCAUCUCUGGGAAGCAGAAGAGACAGAUCUGUGUGGCCAUAACUUUCUGCCCGGCUCCUGGGAACUGCUACUUGCCAUCCUAGUCUCUACAGUUGUUAGUCUGGGCUGAUGGGUCGUGUCCUCCCCCCCCGCCCGCCUGCCUCCCCCAAAUCUUGAUGGGGAAGCAGGCCUCCUUCGAGGCCUUUCUGGAUUGUUGCUUUUUCCUGCAUUUGUGCAAAACAGACACAAGUAAAAUGGUGCCAGGUUUUCUCUAGAAUACUGAAAAUGAGCUGUUAUAGUGUGCAUUCUGCGUUCAGUGUUCAAAUGAAAGAUGUUAAUGCACCCAGCCUGUUCUUAAGAUAGCUGAAUCUGGUGAGCUUUAGAACAAAUGAGCAGUGAGGUUUGCACAGAGCUGAAGUGGAAUUGCAAAUAGUCUAGCCUGCCUCAGAGGGCUCGGGUUACACAGGCCUCAAGCAUGUGAGUUGCUCACUUUUUUCUCUCCCCCUGAUUGCUGCAGGGGCUUUCAGAAAGUGCAGCAGAAAUAAACUGGGAGAAGGAUGGUUGAAACUGCCCGGCCCACAGGACAAGAGGGGAUCACAUUUGCCUUCCGUUUGCUGAUGCAGAAGAUGGCCUCCCCACCCUGGAGAAUUGUCCCGGGAGAUGCCUGCGGGGGAUGCUGCCCAGGUGACGUUUGAGCCCCCCCUUGGCCUGUGUCUCCCUGGAGGAGCUGACAGAGAAGCUGUAAGGCGUUGGUGGAUGUGGUGAUGGAGAACUACGAGCUGGUCACUUCACUGGGCUACCCGGUUCUCAAACCUGAUCUCCUGUCUCGGAUUGAGCGUGCCGGAGAGCAGUGUGUUGGCGAUCAGCUGGACUCCAGCAGAGGGAUUCCAACAGAUCCAUGCCCAGGCUACCGUUUCUUCAAACCCGAGGGCUUAUCUUGGAUUGAACGCUGGGAGGAGCUGGGUGUUGCAGAUCGCCAGAAGCUGGAGGAAGGCAAGCUGUGCACAGGCUCCUGCCAAGGAGCAGCGGGGCGUGGCAAGGCCAUCAAGGAGGAGGAGGGUGGCCAGAAGGGCUUUGUCGCCAGCUUGGAGCGCUACCAGCUCUUUCCUGACAGCUCCCGAGCAGGGCUCUUCCUGGCCCCCAACAGCAUCCAGCCGCGGAGCCAGCCUCGGGUCAAGAAGGAGGAGGCCGCCUCCUGCGAGCCGGGCCUCUGCGGCCCCGGGCGCCCCUCCCAGGGGCUGGGCUCCGGGCCCUUUGCCUGUGUGGUGUGCGGGAAGUGCUUCCGGCAGAAGCAGGGCCUCAUCACGCAUGGGCGGAUCCAUACGGGCGAGAAGCCCUACCCGUGCCUGGAGUGCGGCAAGCGCUUCCGCCAGCGGCCCAACCUGCUGACCCACCAGCGGGUGCACACGGGCGAGCGCCCCUUCCCCUGCCUGCGGUGUGGGAAGCGCUUCAGCCAGAAGGCCAACCUGGCGGCCCACCAGCGCACCCACGCGGUCCAGGAGGGGCUGAUCAGCCCUGAGCCCAAAGCCCCCGUGCAGCGGGGCAGCCGCCAGACCGAGAAGCCCUUCCCUUGCAACGUGUGUGGGAAGAGCUUCAGCCAGCGGCCCAACCUCAUCACCCACCAGCGCAUCCACACGGGCGAGAAGCCCUUUGCCUGCACGGAGUGCGGCAAGCGCUUCAACCAGCGGGCCAACCUGAUCACCCACCGGCGCAUCCACUCGGGGGAGCGGCCCUUCCCCUGUGCCACCUGUGGCCGGCGCUUCAGCCAGAAGGGCAACCUGGCGGCACACCAGCGCACCCACUCGCAGCAGCGCCCCCAUGCCUGCAGCUGCUGCCCCAAGCGCUUCAAGGGCGAGUCCGCGCUGCGGGCGCACCAGAGAACCCACCGGCAAGUCCUGGGUGCCGAUCCUCUGGCUGGCACCCUCCUGGCAGCUCCCAGCCUUCAGCAGACCCUCCCUGGGGAGCCGGCCCCUGUCACCCAGCGGGCAACGCCAGCGCCCCGGCAGGAUCUGGCCGGGGAGGCGACUCCAGGUGUCCACCGGGGUGCUCCAGCCGGGCAGCAUGGCGCCCCCCACGGGCAGAAUCUCCCGGCAGACCCGGCGCCUGGGCCCCACGCGGCAGGCCCAGCUGGGCACCUGCAGGGAGUGGCCCCCGGCUCGGAGCAAGGGCCCAAGCUCAGCGCCCCCCCGCCAGCAGCAGCGAUGGAUCCCCACGCGGAGAUGCUGCAUUGCCAGCGCCGGCUGAGCCUGCCUGCGCUUCCCACCUCCAGCAGCGCGCACACCGCGGUCCCCAUGGGGCAGCCUCAAGUCGCCACCGCCAAGCAGAAGAGCAUUGCUGGGCCCCGGCCUGCUGCCGUGGAUGCCCCGAGCGAGAUGCUGCACUGCCUCUGCCAUGCCAGCAGGGCCUCCUUGGUCAUUCCUCACCCUCCCCACCUCGGGCAGCUCCAGCCGGGAAGCAGAGACGCCCCUGGCCGAGCCUGGCUGGGGAUUCCCUGCCCCACCCGCACCCUUCAGCUCCAGCAGGGGCCCCAGAGCCAUCCGGCAGCCCCGAACCCCAGACUGUGUUCCAUCCCGGACUCCCUGCGAUAGCUUCCCCCAAAGACGUGCGCUGUGCAAGCACAGAGUGUGUGGGGCUGGGCUACCCCUCGACACCGUAGACGUAGCCCUUGGGGGUUGGGCCGGGGGGUUCUUCAUGCAUGUAUCGUGGACAGGAGAGCCCUCGCAGGCCUGCGCCAGCUCCUCCUCGGUGGGAUCCUUUGCUCCGUCAGCAAGCGGCCUGGGAUGAGCCUGGCCCCUGGUAAAGAGCCACUUGGGCAGAGGCACGGAGCAGACCACGGACACCUCCCGUAAGAAGCGUGCACGCAGUGGGGAGCCUUGUGCCAAGUCUCUUGUUUCAUCCCAGCAAUGCCGCCACCCCUACCAUGGAGAACGGAGCGGCAGCCCUGUACUCACCCAACCACCCCUCCUCUGUGCAGUGCAGAUCUGCCUCCAUCCAUCACCAUGAGAGAGAGAGAGAGAGCCUCCACCCUCUGGGCUGGGGGGCGGCAGCAUUGCAGCGGGAGCCUUGGGAAAGGUGGCUUCGGCAGACAGUCCUCCUUCCUGUUCACCAACACGCCGCCGCCGCCUGCUGCUACUGCUCUCCCUGUGCUUCUCAAGGCAGCCGGAAGCUCGUCCUUGGCUUCUAGAGCAGAAGAGGCAGGUGCCAAGACGUGGCUCGGAGCCGGCCUCGGAGAUGCUGGGUGCCGCUGUGCCGUUGACAGAGGUUUCCUGCCUGCAACAGCGGGGCUCUCUAGGCAGCAGUUUCCAGGUAUCCCUGUGCAUGCUACAGCUGCUUGGAUCACUCCAGAGAUCACGGCCGGUCCCCCCCCGCUCCCUUUUCCUCGUAUGCCGGCGCAAGAGGGGAUCUCUGUGCGCAGCGCAGAAGAACUGUGCCGCUGGAACCAAAGGAGGAGCCCUGCAGGAGCAGCGGGGAUGAACUCUCCAGGAGGCAAGCGGGGAACCAGAGUGAGCCAGGAGUGGCCUGGGGCCACGGGGCAAGGGGCAAAGAUGCCCCCGGUCUUCCCUGCAGCCCUGCUGCUCCCUUUGACUUCCCUUGUCAAGGACACAGCCACCUCCAGUGGACUGGGGCUGGGAAGGCCGCCUGCCUCAUUAACCUAGCAUGCUCUGCCCUUGUAUGAAUGGCGGGGGGUGGCCAGACAUGUGUGCACCCAUGCUUCAAAAGUGUUGGGUGAUGACUGGGGGACUGUGCUGAGGGCCGGAGGGGACUGAACUCCAUAAGGAGGCGGGAGGGCCAAGUGGUUCUGCAAGGUGGGGACGGGAGCGGAAUUCUCCCUUCCUCUGAGCCGGAGGGAAGCCAGCCCUCCAAGAGGCCAGCCAGCAGCCGCCGCCUCUGUGCGAGCGCAAAGCGGGGCCACCCCGGCGGGCGGGAGGCGCAGCAGUGCAGGCGGGGCCCUCCCCCGCCUCUUCCUUCUCUCCGCAGCCUCGGAGGGUCUGCAACCUGCCCGUUGACCAAAGAGGAGGGCUUGGAGCGGGAUCUGGACAGUUGGGUGGGAGGGCUGGGGGGCCAGCAGCACUUCAGAGAGGGGGACUCCCCCCUGCCUGCUUCCGCCGCCCUCGUGGCAGCCCCAGGAGGCUCCGUGGCUGUGGGGCGCAUGCUCCUCUCCUGCCAGCAGAGCAACUACCAAAGCUCCUCUCUGAAAGCCGCCCUUCUGCUUCUAGAACCCCCCCAGCCAGUUACGGGGAAACCGGUGCCUUAAGCUCUCCGCUUCGGUGUGGAGUCCUGUCCUGGGCGGCUGCCGGGCUUGCUCUUGGACAUGCUUGCUGUGCAGGCGUGGGCGCCGUGCGCUGGCCGAGGGCAACGGGUGGCCAGGCUGCAGAGUGGCUCACAAGCCCCCUGGCCGCCCCCGCCCUGGACUAGAGCACAGAGGCCUCCUGUUCACCUGGGAGAGGCCAGAGCCCGCCGGGCUUCAACCACCCCGCUUGCUGAAGCCCCCCACGGAGGAGCGGAGCUCUUCUCGGGGGGGGGGGGGGGUGGCGGCCCCAGCUCCUCUCUGGAGAUGGGCUCCUUCGUUCUGAAGAGCUGUCGCAGAUUGGCUUGUGCAAUAGAAGGCAGGCCCUGAGGUGCCACUGGGGAGAGGCCGGCAGGAGGGGUUCUGUCUUGCCAUGCAAUACGGGGGGCGGGGGGGUUGGGGUUCCGCGUGGUGCUGUGUGGAAGGGGGCCCCCGGGCAGGCCUGAGUGCCAAGCGGCGUCUUCUGCAGGUGGGUGGGUCUGCUGUGCGCUCUUUCUCAGAGCUGUUGCUGCUGCUGCUGUGGGAGGAAGCUGCCAGGUGGGGGGCGGCUCCUUCCCUGCCUCCCCAGGCACUGCUGCCCGAGCAAGCGGGCAGCCCCCUCCUGAAUAGCGCCAAGAGUCGAAGGUGGGGCGCAGCCUUGGCGCACAGAUGCCAGGGGACCUGUGGGGCGUGGGCAGCAGGUAGGGCGGCGGCUGCUCCCUGCCUUGGGAAAGCGCCUCCGUUGCGUGGGCCACAGGGAGGCCCAGCGCUCCCUGCCCUCCGCCUUGCUGCGGCCAGGAGGUUUUGGAGCAGCUGGCGAGGGCAGUCUUGGAGUUCAGCCUGAGGAGGUGGGGAGAGCAGCCUUGUGCCAGCGAGCGAGAGGGGCUGGGACUGCUGGCUGCAGUGGAGGCGGGGGGCGGGGGGGGCGCUUCUUUCCUGAGCCCAGCAGAUGCGCUGCUGCUGCCGCUGCCGCCGCCCACUUGGAGACCAGGCAGUUGGGGGUGGAGGAGUGGCGGGUGGGUGUGGCCAUCCGCUCCUCUCACGCCAGGGCAGCCCAAGGGUGGUGCUGUGGGGACAAGGAGCGGCAGGUGUGAAGGCCUGGGACAAGCUGGCACCAUCCUGACUGGCUCUUAGCCACAGAAUCCUUCUUUUGACAAGGACGGGGAGAGCAAGGCGGGAAAGGGAUGGUGGUCUGUGGGCGGGGAGAUGUCCUCCCCCAGCUGCUGGCCUUUCACCAGACUCUGCACAUAGCUGGGUGCCUCUGGAUGGCCGGGAGGGCCAGGGAAGGACUCUGUGUGCGCAUCAGCUUGGGAAGCCCACUGGCGUGGGAGCGUGCUGCCCCGGGCUGCUGUUCCAGGGUUAAACUGUCCAGGCCUCUGGGUGGGGCGAGAGGGGAGCCCUUUGCGGUCCACAGUGGGAUGCUUGCUCUUAUGAGCUUGAUGGUGGCAAGGAGGCUGCAGGGUUGGCUCCUGGAAAACUCUCUUCCCUUAACCCUCUUGUGGGGUCGUAGAACGCCCAUUGCCAGGGGUGUGGUGUGGCUGGGCUGGACUCCUGGAUGCUAGUAAAAAUUCCUUGGACUGCAGACUGCGCACAUCUCUUGGUCCAGGGAGGAUUAUUUCCCCAGAAAGUAGCUUGUGUGUAUUGGGGAGGAGCACCAGCUCUGCUGCCCUGCUUGCUUGAGUCCCCCUUCAAGGAUACCUUUGUCCCACAGAUACUUUCUGAAGUGCACUUGCUCCAUAGUUGAGAUCAGAGCUCUGGUGUAAAUGGUCUGGUCUUGGCAACUGAUCACUUGGCCCUUGUUCAGCUUCUGGUUUCUGCCAGCCCUGCCAUUCGCCUCUUCAGGGGCAACAGCUCACAAGUGGUGUUCCCUCCACUUUUUUCCAUCUGUGUGCGGAAUGGGUUUUGUUCUGGGUGGCAGUAUCAAGGCUGUGUGUGUGUGUGUGCUCACAUACAUUCAGGAUGGGGUCUUCCUGAUCCAACCUAGGCAGGAUCAAAAAUUAACUGAGCGGACAUCCAAAAACUUGUGCACACAUGCAUGCCUUAGAGGGAACACUGCUAGUGAGCAGUGAGAGUAUCAUGGGUGGGUGGGUGGGUGGCCACAUGGCCAUUAGGAUCCCUUUGAAUUCUGCUUGUGAGGAAGGCGUCUAGUACACGCUCUAUGUAGACCAUCUCUUACUGCCCUUUGAGACCAGUAUGGGGGAUGUCUGUCCUGACCGCACAGUCGCACCCACCAGAUUCCUGCUGCAUAGCUGGUGCUGGUGUACUCUGCAAAAAAAUAUAUAGCAUACUGGGAUCUAUAUACAUGUGCCCUAAAAAGAACCAGCCAGAUCCUCCAUGAAACUAGCCAAGAGAAAGAAAAAACAUGUCCACAAUAUGAUAUAAACUUAACUAAGUUGAAAUGUAUAUUCAGUAUGGAUCAAUAGGAUGUAAAUAUAACAAU